Messenger RNA from Linum tenue, 399 nucleotides. The record is from the annotation of a GenBank genome assembly. Lineage: Eukaryota; Viridiplantae; Streptophyta; Magnoliopsida; Malpighiales; Linaceae.
AUGAUCGAGCUGGACCAGUCGUCGAAGGAGUACACCAGCUUCAAGAACCUGCUCCGCACGGCGUCCAUGCUGUCACCGGUCGGCCGCAAUUCCAGCUGGGAAGACAUCCCGCUCAAGGAUCCGAUCGUCAAGCAGGCCGCCUGGGCCUACUUGCAGCCGAUGACCCCCUCGGCGGGGGAAGAUUACCCCGGCGGGGGGAUUUUCGGGAUUUUCCGGAGGGCCAAGGAUAACAAGUCUCGAUUUUCCUCGCAUCAGGGUGAGUGCGGGUGCCUCGCGUGGAUGAACGAAGUCGUUGUGAAAGGAGUUCUGCAAUUGCUAUCGGGGAAGAAGAGAAUGGAGAUUUUGCCGGAAGAAGAGGCAGAGAACACCGUCUGCCGAGACGGCGAGAAGGCUGGCUGA